Cylindrotheca closterium is the source of this 756-nucleotide messenger RNA. NCBI's taxonomy places the organism in Eukaryota, Bacillariophyta, Bacillariophyceae, Bacillariales, Bacillariaceae. The record is from the annotation of a GenBank genome assembly.
AUGUACAACCUAUUUCGGAAUCACCGCGGGCCCAAGGAAGACAAAGCAAGGGCGACAACAACAAGAGCAACAGCCCCUUGGAAGACGCCGGACAAGAAAAAGCUGGAUUUUGUGCCAUACGAGCAUUGUCCACUUGAGAUCCAUGUUGGAAAGCCACCAGUCCCUUCCAAGCCCAAAGAAAAGGUUGCGACUCUACCCAGUACUCCUUUCUGUCACGGUCCAAGUCCUCCCCUUCGUCGAGACAGCUUUUCCACAAUAACCACGAUUGAGGAAUUGGAGGCUGCCUCGAGCAGCUGUGUCCAAUCGCAAAUCACCGAGCUUUCAGAAGGAAUCCCCCAUUUCAUUUCCUUUAUUAUGUUUUCGGAAGAAGAUGAAGAAGACCUUACAAUCUCGGCCAGCAAUAUGCCGCUCAUCAAAAAGGCAAACAAGUUCUUGCCAGAUUCUUCCAAUGUGGGAGAUUUUUACGGAGACGAUUAUGAUCAUGAUGAUGACUGUUACAUCAACAACAAUAUUUCCACUGCAUGCACCAGUCCUAAGCACACAGCCCAUGGUCGCAAGUCACCUAGGCAGCUUUUAAAUCAAAUGGAUUCUUUCACCAACCGCAAGCGAGAGGGAAGACCUGCACUUCGACGAGGGGAAUCCAUGGGACUAAAUGCGCUUUCGCCACCGUUGAGAUCAGGAACUCUCUCACCACAGCCAGUACGAUCAUCGUUACACGGAAUUGGCAGAAGACGAAGGGAUAUGGUGGAAAUUUAG